AUGUCGGCGACUCAACCUUGCGCGUCGCUCUACGUCAGCAACCUCAACAUCAGCAUCAGAAAGGACGGCAAGUAGCGCGCGCACUCCCACCAGCCUCAGCUUACCCAUCCUGUCUUCGGCUGACCUCUCCCCCCAUCACUCAUCACUACACGUACGCACCCCAGAGCUCAAACGAUCGCUCUACGUCCUCUUUGGUCUGUACGGCAAGGUAUUGGACGUCGUGCACGUCAGGGCGGCCAAGGUCCGGUCGACGGCCUUCAUCGUCUUUCGUGAACUCGCACCCGCGACCGCCGCGUUGAGGGCACUGGAUGGCGAGGCAUUCUAUGGAUUGCAGUUGGUACGCUCUCCGGAUACGCUAGCGUGACUAUUGGCUGCCCUUCCCGCUUCUCGACUGCGAAUUCAGCCUCGAGAUCGCUGAAACGCCCCCCCCCCCGCUGAUCCCUGUUCUUCGCUCCCUCCUCCCUCCUCCCUCCUCCCACCUCCCACCUUCCAUUCUUCACCACCACCAGCGCGUAACUUACGCCAAAACCCCUUCCCACGCCACCAUCGCCCACCACGAAGGCCCCGAAGCCGUCUACGCCAUCAAGCUCGGUCUCCGUUCUGCCGCCGACGCCGCGAGUGGCAGCAAGUCCAAAUUGAUCGUCUCGAGCGCGCAAAAGAACCAACUCGAAGCGUUGAAGAAGGCCAAGAGGGGCAGGGACGAUGGUGCGGCUGCCGAGGAGGAGGAAGAGGAAGACAGCGAAGAUGGGGAGGGGCCGGAGAAGAAGAAGGGCAAGACGGGCGAGGCCGAGCAGGACGACGGACCGGACGAGCAGGAGGAAGAUGGUCAGUUUGGCCAGGUUAUCACGCGUCGAGGGUGGCUAGGAGCUGACUUGCGUACUACACUACCUGCACAGACGCCAUGGACGAGGAAUCGGACGAAGACGUACCACUCUCUACAGCAGCAACAUCAAAGUACCCCGCCGAGGCCAGCCCAUCGCUCUUCAUCGAAGGAUUGCCCGCCGAGGUCACGGGCGAGAUGCUGCUACCCUUGUUCCAACAGUCAGUACACCAUACCAAGUCGGCGCGUACACGCAUCUCCACUAACGCGGUCCAGCUUUUGACCCGUCCUAGAUACCCCGGUCUAUCCUCGGUCAAGUUAUUACCGACCCCUCCUGGUUCGGGAACGAAUGCGGGCCGAGCACACGCCGUGUACGAGACUGUGGGACAGGCAUCGACGGCCAAGGAGGCGCUCGACCAGUUCUUGUUGGCACCUCAGACACCCAUGUCUGUUAGUUGGAUGAAGAAGGCCUAA
Molecule: messenger RNA, 1294 nt
Organism: Microbotryum saponariae
Lineage: Eukaryota; Fungi; Basidiomycota; Microbotryomycetes; Microbotryales; Microbotryaceae
Source: the annotation of a GenBank genome assembly